Molecule: messenger RNA, 1453 nt
Organism: Neohortaea acidophila
Lineage: Eukaryota; Fungi; Ascomycota; Dothideomycetes; Mycosphaerellales; Teratosphaeriaceae
Exons: 3
Biological process (GO): putrescine biosynthetic process
Molecular function (GO): agmatine deiminase activity; protein-arginine deiminase activity
Source: RefSeq, a predicted model, not a curated record
CUUUGGAUCGCCACUCAUGGCAAGACAGAUUUUACGACUGCUUCACACGAAAGAAAUCGAAAUGGCUGUGCAAAGAUGUGCGUACUCUUCGUUUAGUACCUGCGUGAUGCCGACCAAUCAUCUCAACACAGAUCUUGCCUCCGUCGCAUAUAUCUAGAGGCCUGCUGCUGUGUCGAUUUCUCGCCUUCUUGCAUUCAUCAGCUACCAACAAUCCUACCAUCUGUUGUGAAUGGCAUAUAUGCGUACACUUUGGGCGUUACUCGUCCUCAAAAUCUCCCUGGCCAUGUCUUCUGCAGCCGAAGGACGACCAAAUCGAUACCAUCUCCCCGCCGAGAGCUCGCAGCACGCUGGCACCAUCAUGACCUGGCCGACGGCGCACUCCAUCUUCACGCCCUCCUGGUCCUAUUCCGCGGCUAAUGUCACCGCCACACGACUUGAGCUGGCCAAUCUCAUUACAUCCAUCGCCCAGUACGAGCCUGUGCAAGUUUUUGUUCGGGACCCGGCAUCAUACUCCAACAAUGUCAACGAUGCCUGCGGAUACGAGUCCGCUCAUCGUUUGCUCAAAGGCCAUCCCAACGUCACUCUUCAUACCAGCACCAAUGUCGACUCGCUGUGGUCCCGAGACAACGGAGCGCUCUUCGCGUACACAGUGAAUGGGCAAAAAGUGAACAACACGUGGUAUAGCCACGACGACCCUGGUGUUGGCUUCGAGCGAACCGACACGUCAAGCUCGGUAGUCGGGCUGGUCCUGAGUUUCGAUCAGUGGGGGAGGAAGUUACCGCCCAGUCCUGAGAGCUAUAUGGCGGCGGACGAGACGCAGAGGAUGGGCUUGUCUUCCGUGCUUGCACCCUUUGUCGGAGAGGGCGGCGCAAUUGAAGUCGAUGGCGAAGGCACGCUCAUCGCCACCGAAUCCUCGCUUCUCAAUCCCAACCGCAACCCAGGCGUCACCAAGGCGCGGAUGGAAGGGUAUUUCUUCGAAAUGUUUGGCGUGGCGAAGACGAUCUGGAUCCCGGGGUUUCGAGGGUACGACAUCACCGACGACCAUAUCGACGGCCUUGUUCGAUUUGGCGGGCUCACCGCGGACGGAAAGCGGACGGUGUUUGUCGACCGGCCGUAUGUUGCCCCCAAUGCUACACGAAAAGAGCGAGAAAACGCGCUGUCCGAUUAUAAUCCCUGCAUGCGGAUCUUGGGCGCGAGUACCGAUGCAAAGGGGCGAGAGUUCAACAUUGUCGUCUUGCAAGAGCCCGACCCAAAAAUAGUCCUCGGCAAGAACUACGACCCUGCCUCUGGCCCGUCGGUGGCGUACGUCAACUUCCACGUGGUCAAUGGCGCGGUUAUGUUAUCCAAGUUCGGAGACGCCCAGGCGGACAACGAAGCUGCCAGGCUGGUGGCAGAGAACAUGCCAGGACGUACGGUUGUGCAAGUCUACACGCAUCAGCUGGCUAUUCAAGGG